GAAAGUCUGAAAUUCUCCACAGUGGCGACGAUGCUGUAAAGGAGAAGAUAACUCACUAAAGGGUAUUUCAAAAAAAAAAAGAAACAACAACUUCAGAGCAGCAGACAGUCAAGAUGACAGCCAUCGAGAGCAAAGAGGAGAUCAGUGACACUGACAGUGGGAUUAUCUUGCACUCUGGCCCAGACAGCCCCACAUCCCCAGUGAAGGACCUGACCACCCACACCAGAGCCCUGAAACUGAAGCACCAGUCUCUGGAGGAGCGUCUGGAGCUAUGUCUGCUGGAGCUCAGGAAGCUCUGCAUCAGGGAGGCAGAGCUGACUGGUAAACUGCCCUCAGACUAUCCUCUGAUGCAUGAUGAAAAGCCACCUCGUGUCAGGAGGAGGAUCGGAGCUUCCUUCAAGCUGGAUGAAGAUCUGAUCCAUCUGAAUAAAGAGGAUUCAGAGUUGCAAGAACUGGAGACUGGCUUGGCUCUUCAGCUGCAGAUUUAUGAGGCAGCCCGCAAACUCUCUCUGGAAGGGAACCUCAGCAAACCCCAGAAGAAGAGCCGUCUGCAGCAGUGCAAGAGGGAGGAGAAGAAAGUGAAGGAUCUGCAGGAGGCCGUGUUACAGCACAGGAUCAAGAGCGAGUGUAACUCACCGUGCAUCAGCGUUGCAACCAGCCAAAACAAAGAUCUGAGCAUGUCUGAUGACAGCUCCCUGUCUGAUGUGGUGGCCCUGGAUGAUGAUGUGGACUCGCCUAGCCCUCUUUCUCCUCCAGUUUUGGGCACCUCCUAUUCGGACCCCCUCCAGCUAUCAGCCAAAACCCUGCAGUCGUCCCAGCAGUCAGCGAGUCAACUCAGUGCGGAGUACGAACGCUCUCCCAUCCAGAACUCCCCGUGGAAAGAGUCUAGUCUGGACCAGCCAUACAACAAGGCUACCAAACCUCAAUCUGCUUGCAGCAGCAGGUCCAGUAGUCCAGUGGGAACCCAGGUGCCUGCAGACAGCCGCAGUAUGCCUCUCUCUCAGUUUAUCAAGAACUCAGCGCUGCGUCACAACCACUCCACCAGCGCCCCCUCCACCCCAGAGCUGCAUGUACGCCGACAGUACUCCCAGUCCUUCAGACUUCCCAAAAGUAAGCCAUCUGCUGAUGUGGAUCGAGGGCGAGCCAGGCUGCCGCAGCGGCACUGUGCAGCUGAUUUCAUGGUGCGUUCUCCAGAGUACUCUCCCCUGCGUCCAUACCAGUCCAGCUCUGAGGACAGCAGCUCGGAGCACUCCUCCUCCUCCUACAUGAGCUCGCCUGGCAGGGAUGGACCCACUGAAAUCCCAAAGCUCUGCCCUCCACCUUACGGAUUCCACUUUGCGCAGAAGAAAGAGCUCAACUUCCCCAGCUCACACAAGAACAUCAACCAGUUACAGCCCGGUCCCGGCUACAUCAGGGCCACAAUGGAGGACGGCCCCCUUUCCCCUCGGGACCUGGACGAGGGAAAGUGCUAUCUGUCCUCCCCUCCUGUGGCUUGCAGCCUUCAUCAAAGACAGUGGCAGGAGGGAGCAUCAUCCCAAAGGAGAGUGUUGAAGCCCCCCCCGCCUUACAACAGGCUGGUGAGAACCCCCUCACUGAAGGAGUAUCCAAACCAUGCCAUCCGGCUGAUGCCCAGAGAGAUCGUGUCGGAGGAGCUGAAAUCCUGGCACUAUAGAAAUCAGCUCCAGAAGUUACGGCCAAGCUGUGUGGAACAAUGUGUCAAGAGCCCCACUUCACCUUACCUGCCUUCAUUUAGACAGGGUAUGGGGAAUGUGAUUCUCCAGAGAGCUGCAGAUGGGACUCCAGUCCAGUGGUUUGUUGCGGAGGAUGCUGAAAUCGUGAGCCAGGUGUAG
This is a messenger RNA of Scomber scombrus (Atlantic mackerel), 1850 nucleotides long. It is a transcript of the gene inavaa, whose product is annotated as innate immunity activator a. Gene Ontology annotation, biological process: adherens junction maintenance; positive regulation of protein ubiquitination. The coding region runs from base 114 to 1850 and encodes 578 amino acids. The transcript is spliced from 10 exons. The record is from RefSeq and is a predicted model, not a curated record. Lineage: Eukaryota; Metazoa; Chordata; Actinopteri; Scombriformes; Scombridae.